Molecule: messenger RNA, 779 nt
Organism: Exophiala oligosperma
Lineage: Eukaryota; Fungi; Ascomycota; Eurotiomycetes; Chaetothyriales; Herpotrichiellaceae
Exons: 1
Coding region: 1-687 (228 amino acids)
Source: RefSeq, a predicted model, not a curated record
AUGCCACAGAUAUUCCUAAUUGGAGCCACAGGCCGAACCGGCAAGCUCGUCCUCGAAGAAGCCCUGACCAGAGGCCAUGCCGUCACUGUCAUUGUGCGUAAGCCAAACACCAGCUUGCUUCAACAUGCAGACCUUAAUGUUGUUACCGGGGAUCCGUGCAACCCGACGGAUAUCGAAAAGGCUCUACGAAGCACCAAGUCCGGCGUCCCGGUAGUCAUAAUCAGCACCCUGGGCCAGACCAGAACUUCGGGAAAUCCAUGGGCGGCACCGACCUCGCCGGCUGGCUUCAUGAAAGCAUCAGCUAGCGCUGUGCUUGCAGCAGCCCAGGCGGUCGAGGGCUCCGUGCAGAUUGACAAACUUGUCGUCAUGUCCAUGUUUGGUAUUGGAGAUUCGUUCAAGAACCUCAAUUUUCUCCUGCGCUGGACCAUGCGCCAUUCGAACAUGGUCCAGACCAUUGAGGAUCAGACAUUGGUCGACGAGGCCGUCAGGAAAGGCCACUUGCCCUUUGUACUUAUCAGGCCGGCGCUCCUGACUGAAGGAGACGCUGCACCCGUCAAGGUUUACUCCAGCUCAGCGGAAGGCGUAGGUAUCAUGCCGAAAGUGAGCGUGAAGAGCGUCGCGAAGUUCUUGAUGGAUGCUGCUUCGAAGGGAGAUUGGGAUGGGACUUCGCCUGUCAUCACGAAUUGACAUUGUUGAAGAGUAGUUGUUAGUCUGUAGCAGGACGUGCACUGCAUCUUCAGGGGUGGAUGACGGGACGUGAUGUGAUGACGAUGGGGCUG